Messenger RNA from Lactuca virosa, 906 nucleotides. NCBI's taxonomy places the organism in Eukaryota, Viridiplantae, Streptophyta, Magnoliopsida, Asterales, Asteraceae. The record is from the annotation of a GenBank genome assembly.
AUGGUUGUUAUGAUGGAUUGGGAUUCAGAAGACAAAGGCAACACAUACCCAUUUUUUGGUUUACGCGAUCCUUUCUCUGGUCAUAAUGAGAUGGAUUUUGAGCUUCAUGGCAUCUACAUGGAUCAUGAACCAGACGAAGAGUUCAUUACUCCACUAGACAAGUGUAAGGAUACAUUUCUUAAUGUGUUACUAACUGAUGAAAUUAUUAGAAACUCUAGUUUGACUGAUGAUGUAAGAGCACAAGUGUAUCAUGGUCGUGACUUACAAAGUGAUGAAGACGAAGAAGAGCAAGAACAGGUUGUUAUGAUGGAUUGGGAUUCAGAAGACAAAGGCAACACAUACCCAUUUUUUGGUUUACGCGAUCCUUUCUCUGGUCAUAAUGAGAUGGAUUUUGAGCUUCAUGGCAUCUACAUGGAUCAUGAACCAGACGAAGAGUUCAUUACUCCACUAGACAAGUGUAAGGAUACAUUUCUUAAUGUGUUACUAACUGAUGAAAUUAUUAGAAACUCUAGUUUGACUGAUGAUGUAAGAGCACAAGUGUAUCAUGGUCGUGACUUACAAAGUGAUGAAGACGAAGAAGAGCAAGAACAGGUUGUUAUGAUGGAUUGGGAUUCAGAAGACAAAGGCAACACAUACCCAUUUUUUGGUUUACGCGAUCCUUUCUCUGGUCAUAAUGAGAUGGAUUUUGAGCUUCAUGGCAUCUACAUGGAUCAUGAACCAGACGAAGAGUUCAUUACUCCACUAGACAAGUGUAAGGAUACAUUUCUUAAUGUGUUACUAACUGAUGAAAUUAUUAGAAACUCUAGUUUGACUGAUGAUGUAAGAGCACAAGUGUAUCAUGGUCGUGACUUACAAAGUGAUGAAGACGAAGAAGAGCAAGAACAGGUUAUGGGGAAUAAUUCAUAG